Schistosoma haematobium is the source of this 1405-nucleotide messenger RNA. RefSeq lists its product as uncharacterized. Gene Ontology annotation, molecular function: protoporphyrin ferrochelatase activity. Lineage: Eukaryota; Metazoa; Platyhelminthes; Trematoda; Strigeidida; Schistosomatidae. Bases 426 to 1355 code for a protein of 309 amino acids. The record is from RefSeq and is a predicted model, not a curated record. The transcript is spliced from 5 exons. Gene Ontology annotation, biological process: heme biosynthetic process.
CAAACUGUUGUGCGCCAGUUACCAUGUUUGCGUUGCAUAAACAUUUGCGUUAUUACUUUGGCAAUCGUUAUUAUAUGUAUUAUCGACAAUGCUCGCAAAAAGCGAAAACGGGCAUAAUGCUACUAAAUAUGGGUGGCCCGGAAACUAGAAAGGAAGUACAAAAUUUUUUAACACGUCUAUUCUCUGACAAAGAAAUUAUCCGUAUGCCGUUCCAAGAGUAUUUAGGAAUAUUUUGUUACAAUCUAGUCUUCUAGCUCGUUUUGUAGCAUGGAAAAGGUCACCUAAGAUCGAGGAGCAGUAUUCUCGAAUUGGUGGUGGGUCUCCAAUUCUCUAUUGGACCAGAGUACAAGGUGAAAUGAUGGUAAAACACUUAGACGCUAUUAGCCCAGAAACAGCUCCUCAUAGAUUCUACGUCGCAUUUCGUUAUGUCCAUCCUCUUGUGGAAUCUUGUGUUAAUGAAAUGGAAAGGUAUUUUUGUUCGACUUAUUUUACUCCACUGUAGAGACGGUGUAGAGCGUGUUGUUGCUUUUAGUCAGUAUCCACAGUACAGCUGUGCUACUUCGGGAAGCAGUUUAAAUGCCAUUGUUCGUCAUUACGAAAGUGAAGAAAAAACUUUCAAUGGUGUGGAAAGUAUUGAGCUUCCUUCUGUACAGAACAAAAUCCCUGGACCAAUCUGGUCCUUUAUUGACAGAUGGCCUGUUUUCCCCCCGUUGGUUAACAGUUUCGCCAAUAAAAUUCUUGGCGAGCUCCAGAGUAUUAAUGAUGAAACAGAGCGUGCGAAUACCGUCCUAAUUUUCAGUGCACAUUCGGUUCCACUAUCUGUCGUCAAUCGCGGUGAUCCUUAUCCUCAGGAAGUAGGUGCCACUGUUCACGCAAUCAUGAAACAACUCAAUUUUUCAUGGCCUUAUCGUCUUACUUGGCAAUCUAAAGUUGGUCCAGCUGCUUGGUUAGGUCCAUCAACAGUAGACACCCUAUAUGGGUUGAGUCGUUUGGGAUAUCGACACGCACUAUUAAUUCCUGUUGCAUUCACUCUAGAUCAUAUUGAAACCCUGUAUGAAAUGGACAUAGAAUAUUGCUCUGAAAUAGCAGCUAAAGCCGGUAUGGUUUCUGUACGCAGAUCACAAUCACUGAAUGGUGACCCUGCAUUCAGUCAAGGCCUAGCCGAAUUAGUCCUAGACCACCUUCGUCGGGGUGAUCCAUGCUCGAAACAGUUCAUGCUUCGCUGUCCGAUGUGUACUAACCCAUCUUGUGAACGUACCAGAAAGUUCAUUAUGGCCCAAAAAGAACGAGUACAUGGAUGGACAACUCUGCACUUGCCGAACAGUGAGCGUGUACGCUUAUGUAGAUAUAACUAAAGGCUGAAACCAUUUCUAAUUGUUUCUAAAUAAAAAUUUUCUGUUUCGAA